UCUCCGAACGAUUUAUUUUUUAAUCAAGACUUAACGCCCCGUUUAAGUAUUAAAUUCAGUUGUAAUUGAAGCCAAAAGCGGUUCAAAGGUUAAAAGUAAUGUAAAAAUGUAAGAUGUUAUGUUUAUUUAAUGAAUAUUCUGUGGAUUGCAAAUAAGUAGUAAUUGCCUAGUGUACGAAAGGAAUCAAGUUUCAUAUUUUCUUAAUCAUAAAAUGGCAGUGAAUAAUAUCCACCUUUCACCAAUUGGCCAGUGGUUAUAUCUUUCAAAUACGAUGUGUUUCUCGUUACGUUCGUGGGAGCACUAAAUGCUAACUUUGAAGGAUAGCUGUAGGAUGGUGAUAGCAAGAAAUAAGAAAUUAAAACCACAAAUGACGGCUACUGUAAAGAAUAUGGACUAUACUUGGACAGCUGGGUCAGAGGCCCCAACUAACAACCAGGAUGUGGGUAUCCCUCGGGCGGUCUUUAUUCCCCACACGAACUCGCUACCAUUUGAAGAAAGGCGAGUCACACUAGAGGAACCAGUCAAGAUCGGAAGAUAUGUAUAUCGUGGUUCACCUUGUCAGACGAAUACAAUAUUCGACUGUCGAGUGCUUUCUCGUCACCAUGCGACACUCUACUACGAUAAAGGGCAUUUUUAUCUUGUGGACAAUCAGAGCAGUAAUGGAACGUACAUCAACAACAACAGAUGCUCAGUGGUUAAAGACCCGCAUGAGGUAUUUUCAGGAGAUGUGGUUCAAUUCGGUAUACCGGUGGUUGAAAAUACUGCUAACUCGGAGAAGAACACAUUUCCUCCGGUGGUAGCGAUGCUGAUGCUUUAUCACCCAGAUGGCACAGAGGCGAAGCUCCACCUCAAUGAAUUAUAUCAACUUAAUAAUUAUGUUCAAGAAGCAAUACAACGCGAAGCGUCGCUCGAGAGUCGUCUACGUACGUUACGCGAGUGCGUAGAACGUACGCGGGCGGAAGCGCAGGCCGCUUGGGAGCUCUUUGUGGGUGAGCAGCGCCUGCUCAUGCGAGUGCACACCCUGGAGUCGAUGCUCGCCGCGGGCAAACACCCCGAUACACAGCAUGUUGCUCAAUUGCUCACUGAUAAGAAGAACUAUCAGGAAGUGGCGUUAGAAAGCCUAAGGACAGCCCAUGAACAGAGAUUAGCGCUGGAAGAAAGUCUUGAAAGGCGUAGCAGAGAAGCGGCCGCGUUGCAGAAACACAAUUGCUCUUUGCGAUUGGCUGCUAAUAACGCACUUGCUGAAUUACAGAAACUCGCAGCCCGAUGUGAUCGCAAAAUGUCUGCAGCGCGGCUAGCGAUAUCAACAGCUGAGGAGAGAGAAAACACGCUUCGGAAACGAUUGCCACUCAGCUAUUCCCUACAAAACGGCGAAGCCAAAAUGCUAGUUCUGAGUACGGAUAGCAAUAAGCUGCAAGAUAAGCGCGCCUCUUCGCUGGAAGACGCCGUGCGAGCAUUACCGGAUUAUAUCAAGCUUCUACUACCACAUCCGCUUCUUAACAAGGUGGGAAUAAAGGUGAUAGCUGCGGACUGCAAAGGCGGGAAAGACGUUGAUUUAAUAUUAAAGAAGAAUGAUUUUAAUAGUACUGAAAAUAAUGAAAAACAACAAGAGGAAGAAAGUGUGAGCUCUAGUGGAGAGAAGUCAUCGGAGUCCAAUUCUGGUAGCGAUGAAGAAAAGUCGCGGAUUAAUAAUGAUAUAGACAAUGAGAAGGCAAAUAUUUCAGAUGAUGAACCAGCUGAUCCGGUUGCGGCGGACGGAGAGCUUCGGCCGGACAACAACGCAAACUCCACAUUCAGCGAUGGUGAUGGCAAAGAGGAGUCGCCUAGCAAAGCGGGGGUUGAGUACGCGAACAUACUCCGCGUGAUGGGUGGCCUUAAUGAAGAGAUUAAGGCGCUGAGAGAGCGUCUAGCGGCGAGCACGGCGGAGAACGAACAAUUGCGGAACAUUCGAGACGAUUUGCUCGCAACCACUGAGGCCGCCGACCCACCGGAGACGCAUGACGCGGCCGCCUAUCGCGCUACCAUUGCUGAUCUGCAGGCUCAGCUUACACGGUCAAACGUAGCGGAGGAAGCGAAUCUCGCCGAAAUCAAGCGCCUGGCGUCAAACGCCGCUGAAAUGCAAGCGGAACUUGCAUUCCGUCCCACUCGUUCCGACAUCGACGAUCUGACCGCUGUAGUCGGGAACCUUCAAGCCGAGGUCCUGGAAAAGGAGAAUUUGGUGAAACAGCUACAAGCCAAGCCAACCCUCGAUAAGACAACCGAAACGUCGAGGUCACUCGAAGAAUUGAGACCCGAAAUUGACACGAAGCAAAUAUCCGCCGAUAUAGACGAAAUGUUCAGGCUGGACUACGACGAUGACGACACAGAUUCGGUCGCCACAGAAAUCAGCAACGAGAAGAAUGUCACGAGCGAAUACGUGCGAAUCGACGACGAACAACGCCUACAAGUUACGAUGCAAAAUGGCAGUUUGCACGCGCUAGAGGAAGAGCUAGUGAGAGCCAAAGAGAGAUGGGAGGAGAUAUCCGCGGAGAAGGCGCGGUUGGCCGCUCAAUUGGCCACCUUACAGAAUAAGCCAAUGCGUAUCGAUAUCACGCACUUGUUGGCGUUAACUGUGCCGAUACUACUGGCGUGUGUGUUCUACGCUCUGUUGCCCUACAUCUCCUGAUUGACGGCCACCUGGGAUCCACCCGGGUACGCUUAGCCCAAGACACUCGAUUGCUCACUUUUUUCGGGUUUAAACCGAUCCCGUAUCAGAUUUAUUAGUCUCCAAUUGACCACAGUUCAAAAUUGAUAAUUUUCCAUAAAGGUCUAAUAAAACGUGGACUAGAGACCGUGGUGUGAUAAAUGUAAAAAAGGCAAUAAUAGCAAUCACGGUUAUUUAGUAAACGUAAAGGCCGGGGAUGACAAAAGAAUGUCUAAAAAACAAAUGAAGAUAGCAUUUGACAAAAAUAUUUUGAAAUGUAUGUACUGUAUUUAUUAAACUGUGGUCUAUUAUUUGAAUCCGAUAUCGGGAUUGGUGAAGAAAAUAAUUUCCGUGCCGAAGGCUCCCUUCGAAGGCUGAUUGAGUAUUUUGGAAGUGCCAUGUGACGUAUGAACGUUUCAAUGUAUAGUUUUUGUAUAAAUUUGUUGAUAUGCCAUAAUAACUGUAUAUUUGUUAGGGCCUAAAUUCGUUUGUAUUAUGGCUGGGGUAAUGUUAUAAGGUUUCACAUAGAUGCAAUGCCUAUAAUUCUCAUAUUUUGCAUAUCAUAGACAUCUUAAAUUCUUAUUAAUUAAAUGCUCUAAACAUAUGCCACAAAUUCAACGAUAAAGCUGGUUCUUCUAGAAUUUGACAAUUUACAAUGUGCAAAACAAAAUUUUGCCGUUUUGAAAUAUAUGUUCAAAUAAGAGCUUAUGAAAUUGUCUAUGCCACAGCAGAAGAGUUGGCUAGUUGGCUUUAUAUCUAAGUUGUUAUAUUUGCCUCUAAUUAUUCCUAGUAAAGUCAUAUCAGCUGGUCAAUCGGCCCCUGAAUAAAAAAGAACUGAUUAGUAAAAUUGCCAUUUAAACGAUAAACGAAAAUAUUUAAAUUUCGAACGACUCCUAAAUUUGAAAUUCGAUUGGUAUUAGAUAAACUACAAUGCUUUUUAGAUUUCGAAUGGCGACUAAAUUUAAAAAUACGAUUAAAAUAAGAAGAACUGCAGUGUUUUUUGAAUUUCGAACGAUGUCUAAUUUAAAAUUGUACUUCUCAAAGUGUAAAAAUCAAAAGCUUUCUUAGUAUUGCUGUGUAUUACAUAAGCUAUUGUAAAUGCCCUUUUAAAUUUACGGACUUCAUAAUUCGUUUAAUAGCGCUUGAAGAAUCGUGUCAAACAACUUGUCAACUAGGAUAAAUAGAACUAUAUUAAGGUAUCCGUGGUGAUGUUACAUACGGUUUUGGUCUGUCAUUACAAAUAAAUAAAAAAAUCUCAUUUACAUAUCACGAGGUGUGGGCAUUUAAAAUCUGUGGUGAGUUUUCGAUUUUUGCAUUUUCUAGUCUUAGGGGAACCUAGUCGAGACUUAGCGCUAGGUACUGCUAUGUCAAAAGACAUUUUUUUUUAACAUAGCAGUACCUAGCGCUAAGUCUUGACUGAAUUUUGCCACAAAUGUCUUAUUAUCGUGACAUUUUAUACGUAUUCGAAUUUUAUUUCCCCAAUUAUUGCACUAUUUUUUACACAUUUAACAUUUAGCUUAUUUAGUUGCAAUAAAUACUCUUAGUUUAGAUUUUUUUUUAUAUUUUCAUGCUUCGAUGAUUCUAAGUUAAUAUGGGAAGAGUAUUGACUAUUUAGUUAACAAACCUAGCUUACCAAAAAUAUGAAAUUUUAAUUAUAAAUUGAAGUAAGGUUAUUUUGCUUAAAAAAGGUGAGUGUUAAUACUUUUCCCAAAUGAUUCGUCAUGAAAUGGAAAUAGCGAUUGGUAUUGCAUCGUUUUGAAUAUGUUUUGAAUGAUGUAAAGUGCGUUUGAUCUCGCUAGAGGUCGCUCGCUUCGUGAUGUCAACGCCAAUAGAGUUCAAUUCGUAAAUAUAGUUAGGGAUAUAUGUACCACGUUGAAACACUAUCAUUUAAUUUAUUUUAAUUGUUGCACGUAUUGUUAUGUUCGAUGUUUUAUUUUGCGUUUCACUUUGUAUAUAGUUAGUAACCCCUAAUUUCGGAGUAUAUUUUAAAAGAAUAAUAUCGCAUUCAAUGUGGAUGUACUGAAAAUUUAUUGGAAAUAAUAUUGAUUUGUUUAA
Messenger RNA from Pieris rapae (cabbage white), 4738 nucleotides. It is a transcript of the gene Slmap, whose product is annotated as sarcolemmal membrane-associated protein. The transcript has 14 exons. Gene Ontology annotation, molecular function: protein binding. Lineage: Eukaryota; Metazoa; Arthropoda; Insecta; Lepidoptera; Pieridae. Bases 305 to 2665 code for a protein of 786 amino acids. The record is from RefSeq and is a predicted model, not a curated record.